AUGUUCGACCGUAGUCGGGAAAUAAUUUUUGAAGGAGAGCAACAAUCCGAUGAAAUGAUGAAACUGUUUGAAAAGCAACGCCAAAAAAGUAAACAAAUGGAAAAAGCUAUGGCUCAUUUAGAAAAAAUGAGAAAAGUAACUGAUGAUUUGUUAUACCAAUGCAUUCCUCGACCAGUGGCCAGAAAAAUUAGGAAUGGUACCCCAGCAAUGGAAACUAUACAAACAUUUGAUGAAGUAACAAUAUGCUUUACUAAAGUUGUGAAUUUCGCUGCAAAAUGUAUGCAUAUAACUGUUGAACAAGUGAUUGAAUUACUCAAUAAAAUGUAUUCUCUUUAUGAUGCUCUAACAGAAAAUCACAAAGUUUAUAAGGUUGAAACAAUUAGUGACAGUUAUAUGUUGGUUUCCGGGGUACCCAGUCGUACACCAUUACAUGCAGCGCAUAUUAUUGAUACAGCACUAGAUAUUAUAGAAGCGACAUUAGCCAAUCUGUAUUGGCCAGUUACAAUUGAAAAUACUCCACCUGGUCCAAAAACUAAAACACUCUAUACAGAUGAGAAUUUACACCUUUAUGUUGGAUGUCAUACUGGGCCAGUUGUUGCUGGUGUAGUCGGUUAUAAAACACCAAGAUAUUGUUUAUUUGGUGAUACAGUGAAUACUUCAAGUCGGAUGAUGAGUCAUGGAGUGCCCGACAAAAUACAUGUAAGUGACUCGUGUGCUCAAUCUCUAUCCCCCUAUCCAUACAUAGUGGAAUGUCGAGGUGAAAUUACUAUAAAGAAUAAUUUAACCUCUAAAACUUCUAGUUAUGCGUUAUGGGGAAUGAAAACAUAUAUUGUCACUGGUCGCAAACCGGAAUUCACUGUCGAAGAUACAACUGAUGGUAGUAAUGGUCGCAGUUUUGCUGAUGUUUUAAAAGAAGAUUUGCUCAGAGAAGAGGAUACUCCUUCGGAAGAUUCAGAUGGAUCGGUUAAAUUAUCAAUUGAUCUUUCCGAUAAAAGUGGAACUACUGAAGGUUCCGAACCAGGAUCCCCAAAAGACGAUAUAGAAGAACUAGAAAUGGAUGAGGAUGUACGCCCAAUAAAAGAAAAACAAAGAUCUAGUCGAGGCGGAAGUAGACGUUCAAGUAAAGAAAAGGUUGAUUCCAGUAAAAAUGAAAAUAAAAGACGCCAAUCUAAACAGCCUUCAAAUCCUGCCUCUCUGAUAGCUGAGGAUGGAAAAAAGGACAAUGGUGAUACAGCUUUUGUGAAUAAUCAAAAUACAACUGAAAUCUUAAAUCAAGCUGCACGUCGUCUAGUUGAAACGAAAAUAAACGAUGUCAAGAAUGAACAGAAAAUGAAGCAAGACAUAACAUUCAAUCUAGACAAUCCAAAAGAAAUUAUGAAAGAAUCACCAAGUGAACCUGAUCUACAGGCAGUAAAUAAUCAACCUGAUGAAGCAGCUCAGUUUAAGUCUAAAAAUAAACCAUUUGAACGCAGUAGACUGAUUAAACUAAACCCAGCAAAUAGGACUUCCAGAGUUAGCCAAGUUACUGGUAGCAACAAUGAUAAAGCUAAUUUAAGUUCAAGUGCUGAAGAAAUCUUGCCAACAGAUAACAGUAGCGAGAACGCAGAGGCUGGUGAUGACAAUGAUGAUCAGAACAAAGAGGAUGCUGUUCAACAAUAUCGUGAUAUGGUCAAGCAAAAUGUUUUUGAUCCGGUACCAGCUAUGUCAUUCUGUUCUCCACAAGGAGCUAUGUUUAGAGAUUUAGCUCAACCAUUAUGUUUGGCGCUAACAGAAGUACUCAUUGUUAAACCAAAAAAUCCAAUUCUGUAUCUUGGGCUUUGGUUAAAAAACUAUUCAAUAGAUAGUUCAAAAUUGGAUUGGAUCAUUAGUUCUAAAUAA
Messenger RNA from Trichobilharzia regenti, 1878 nucleotides. The record is from the annotation of a GenBank genome assembly. Lineage: Eukaryota; Metazoa; Platyhelminthes; Trematoda; Strigeidida; Schistosomatidae.